Molecule: messenger RNA, 2714 nt
Organism: Vidua chalybeata
Lineage: Eukaryota; Metazoa; Chordata; Aves; Passeriformes; Viduidae
Gene: TSR1
Product: TSR1 ribosome maturation factor
Exons: 15
Coding region: 112-2541 (809 amino acids)
Biological process (GO): maturation of SSU-rRNA from tricistronic rRNA transcript (SSU-rRNA, 5.8S rRNA, LSU-rRNA); endonucleolytic cleavage of tricistronic rRNA transcript (SSU-rRNA, 5.8S rRNA, LSU-rRNA); ribosome biogenesis
Cellular component (GO): preribosome, small subunit precursor; nucleus
Molecular function (GO): U3 snoRNA binding; GTPase activity; GTP binding
Source: RefSeq, a predicted model, not a curated record
GGGGCCCCGUCCCGGUCCCGUCCCCUCCCUCUCGCUGCCCACGUGCGAUCCCCGCCGCGCCGGACGUGACGCACGGCGGCCGCGCCGAGGCGGUGGCGGCGAGGCGGCAGCAUGGUGAUGGCGGCGGCGGGCGCGCACCGGCCCGGGCCGCUCAAGCAGCAGAACAAGGCGCACAAGGGCGGCAAGCACAGCGGCUCCUCGCAGCGCCGCGCUGGAGGCCGCGUCCCCGUCAAGGCCCAGCCUCGCCGGCGGCUCCGCGACCUGAACAGGGUGGACCGGCGGCAUCAGGCGCUGCAGCUCCGCCGGCAGCGCAAGGAGGCGGUGCUGGCGGAGAAGCGCAGCCUUGGCAGCAGGGACGGGCCCCCGCACCUCGUGGCUGUGGUGCUGCUGCACGGCAGGGCUGCAGCCCGGGACUCCCUGCGGCUGCUGCAGAGCCACGACUCGGCCGUUGUCCGUGCAGAUGAGGGCGGAGCUGGUGGCUUUGCCCUGCUCUGCCCCCGGCUCAAGCAGCGCUGGCGCUUUGUCACGGCCCAGGCAGGGGAUCUUCACGCUGUUUUAGACCUUGCCAAGGUUGCUGACUCCCUGCUGUUCAUCCUGGACCCUGUGGAUGGCUGGGACAGUGCAGGGGAACACUGCCUCUCCUGCCUCUUCGCACAGGGGCUCCCCAGUUAUGCUCUGGCUGUCCCGGGAGGCACUGACCUGCCCCCUAAGAAGAGGAUAGACGCCAGGAAGAAACUCUCCAAAUCCAUUGAGAAGCGUUUCCCCGAGGCCAAGCUGUUCCCACUGAACACGGAGCAGGAAUCCUCGCUGCUCCUGAGGCACCUCAGCUCCCAGAAGCAGAGGCACCUGGCUUUCCGGGACCGCCGCGCUCACCUGCUGGCCCGUGCUGCCGAGUUUGUGCCCAGCCAGGACAGCGACCUGCUCGGCACCCUGAAGGUGUCCGGCUUUGUCCGGGGACAGACCCUCAACGUGAACAGCCUGGUGCACAUCGUGGGGCACGGGGACUUCCAGCUGAGCCAGGUGGAUGCUCCCCCUGACCCGCUCUCUUUGAACCCACGGGUGGUUAAAGCACAGAAGAGGAGUCAGGACAUGGAGGUUCAGGACGACUCUGGAAAUGGUGCUGUUGAGAUGGAGGAAGAUGUCAAGGUGCUGAUGAAGGCAGAUCCAAGCAAGCAGGAGUCUCUGCAGUCAGAAGUGGUUCCUGAUCCCAUGGAAGGGGAGCAGACGUGGCCCACUGAAGAAGAACUGCAGGAAGCAGAGGAAUCUCUGAAGGCAAACAGGAGGGUGGUGAAGGUCCCCAAAGGCACAUCCAAGUACCAGGCUGCCUGGAUUGUGGAUGAUGGAGAAGAAGGAAGUGAGAAAGAUGAUGAUGAUGAUGAAGAUGACGACAUGGAUGAUGAUCUGAUGGAAGAGGCAGUUUCUCAGGAGGGGGAGAGCAGUGAGGAGGAAGCUGGGGAGGAGGAGAGUGAGACCAUGACCGUGUCCGAGUGCCUGCGGGACGACCAGUACGACGAGAAGAUGGAGGAGGACGAGCAGAUGCUGGAGAGAUACAAGCAGGAGAGGAUGGAUGAGAUGUUUCCAGAUGAGGUGGACACGCCACGGGAUGUGCCUGCCAGAGUCAGAUUCCAGAAGUACAGGGGCCUGAAGAGCUUCCGGACUUCUCCUUGGGACCCCAAAGAGAAUCUUCCAAGGGAUUAUGCCAGGAUCUUCCAGUUCCAGGACUUCUCCCGAACCAGAAAGAACCUCUUCAGGCAAAUAGAGAAGGAGGAGACCGAAGGAGCUUCGGUGGGCUGGUACGUUACACUUCAUGUCUGCAAUGUCCCUGUCUCGGUGAUGGAGAGCUUCAAGGAGGGGAAACCCCUGGUCCUGUUCUCACUGCUUCCCCACGAACAAAAAAUGUCCGUGUUGAACUUCCUGGUGCGUCGGCAUCCGGGCAACAGCGAGCCAGUGAGGGCCAAGGAGGAGCUGAUCUUCCACUGCGGGUUCAGACGCUUCCGAGCAUCCCCCCUGUUCUCCCAGCACACCUCAGCUGAUAAGCACAAGCUGGAGCGUUUCCUGCGCCCAGAUGCUGCCUUGGUGGUGACUGUCUACGCUCCCAUCACUUUCCCUCCUGCCUCAGUGCUGCUUUUCAAACAGAGAACUAAUGGAAUGCACGACCUCAUUGCCACGGGCUCCCUGCUCUCCGUGGACCCCGACAGGAUCGUCAUCAAGCGCCUGGUGCUCAGUGGCCACCCCUUCAAGAUCUUCACCAAGACGGCUGUCGUGCGAUACAUGUUCUUCAACAGAGAGGAUGUGAUGUGGUUCAAGCCCGUGGAGCUGAGGACAAAGUGGGGACGCAGAGGGCACAUCAAGGAGCCACUAGGGACCCAUGGCCACAUGAAGUGCCACUUUGAUGGGCAGCUCAAGUCCCAGGACACGGUGCUGCUGAACCUCUACAAGCGUGUUUUUCCCAAAUGGACUUACGACCCUCAUGUCCCGGAGCCUGUGCCGUGGGUGAGGAGUGAGAGUGCACUGCCAGAGCAGGAGGUGGAGAUGGAAUGAGUCUCCAGCAUGGCUGGAGUUUGUGCCUUGGCUCCCUGGAUGCUGUUCUUGGCCCGUGCACUGUGAGGACAGCACUGAUGCCUUGGACGUGUUACUGCUGGGGUCUGUACAGGGGCAGCUGCUGCUCAGGUACCAGCUAUAGCUAUUUAUUUUAAUGGAAAAUGUCAAAAAUG